Molecule: messenger RNA, 1262 nt
Organism: Synchiropus splendidus (mandarinfish)
Lineage: Eukaryota; Metazoa; Chordata; Actinopteri; Syngnathiformes; Callionymidae
Gene: slc25a17
Product: solute carrier family 25 member 17
Exons: 9
Coding region: 120-1058 (312 amino acids)
Cellular component (GO): peroxisomal membrane
Molecular function (GO): FMN transmembrane transporter activity; coenzyme A transmembrane transporter activity; AMP transmembrane transporter activity
Source: RefSeq, a predicted model, not a curated record
AGGAAGCUGACUCAAAACUAGCUGCAGGUUUUUGUGACACUGGGUGUUCUAUUCAUCGGAAAUUAACUCAGUCAUACAACAUUUUUUAUUAAGUGCGAUCCUUUGAAACACUGGAUAAAAUGAGCUUCGAUAUAUUUUCGUACGAGAGUUUGGUGCAUGCUGUGUCGGGAGCUGCGGGCAGCGUGACUGCGAUGACAGUUUUCUUCCCGUUGGACACCGCCAGGCUCAGACUGCAAGUGGACGAACAGAGGAAAGCGACAUCCACUCCUUCUAUUCUGGCGGAGAUAAUGAGAGAAGAAGGGCUACUGGCCCCAUACCGAGGGUGGUUCCCCGUCAUCUGCAGUCUCUGCUGCUCCAACUUUGUUUACUUCUACUGCUUUCACAGCCUGAAGGCCAGCUGGCUGAAGGGCCGGCCGUCUGCACCUGCAACCGACUUGAUGUUCGGUGUUGUUGCUGGUGUCGUGAACGUGCUUGUCACCACGCCUCUGUGGGUGGUCAACACCAGGCUGAAGCUCCAGGGUUCCAAAUUCCGCUGUGCGGAUUUCCAGCCCACAAGUUACUCUGGCAUCUUGGACGCCUUUGCUCAGAUCGCUCGCGACGAGGGUGUGAGCGCACUGUGGAACGGAACCAUCCCGUCUCUCCUGCUGGUCCUGAAUCCUGCCAUCCAGUUUAUGAUCUACGAGGGUCUGAAGAGGCAGCUGAGGCGGGGCGUUCCCCGGGAGCUCACGUCUCUGGAGGUGUUUUUGAUCGGAGCCGUGGCCAAAGCCAUCGCCACCACAAUGACAUACCCCUUGCAGACUGUACAGUCCAUCCUGAGGUUUGGUCAGAUUAAUGCGUCAGCUGGUCGGUCCAAGUUUCUGUCCAGUCUGGAGACCAUUAGGUGUCUGCUGGUCAAGAGAGUGAGGAAAUACGGACUUAUCGGCCUGUUUAAAGGCCUGGAGGCCAAGCUGCUGCAGACGGUGCUGACCGCAGCACUUAUGUUCCUUCUCUAUGAGAAGAUCGCCAGCUUCACCUUCAGAGUCAUGGGGCUGAGCAGCAGUCAGGUCAAGAGACGGUAGUCUCAGUGUGAAGACCGGUCUGAGGAAGUCUGUGAGGAUGCCCCUCGGUCGUGUGUUUCCAUGUCAACAUUCAUGACUGUCCACUUACUACAUUGGCUUUUCAACUUGUGACGAGUCAACACUAAUGCAGGUAAUCUACGUGCGAGUCUUCAUGUUCUACUGCUCAGCUUUUUUCUUUUGGCUCCAAAUAAAUGUGUUUGUUGG